Molecule: messenger RNA, 1124 nt
Organism: Quercus robur (English oak)
Lineage: Eukaryota; Viridiplantae; Streptophyta; Magnoliopsida; Fagales; Fagaceae
Product: stress-response A/B barrel domain-containing protein UP3-like
Exons: 1
Coding region: 132-827 (231 amino acids)
Source: RefSeq, a predicted model, not a curated record
AAAAAAUAAGUAUCAAGCAUGGUCAUCAAGCACCUCCUGGGUCCCUCCAUACUCCAUACGCUCUAGCUCAAGAAGUCUCAAUCUUCACCGAAUUCCAAAUCUCCAGUUCUCAGGUCAACUGAUACUGAAAGAUGGCAUCUCAGUCCGAGUCCGAGUCCGAGGCCAUCGAACACAUCGUCCUGUUCAAGGUGAAAGACGAGGCCGAACCAUCGAAGGUGAAGGCGUGGCUCGACGCUCUCAACGCCUUGUCCUCCCUCGUCCAAGUGGCACAGCUCACCGCCGCCCCAUUAAUCCAAACUACCACCACCUCCUCCUCCGCCACUUCGCUCAACUUCACUCACAUCCUCCACAGCCGCUACAACUCCAAGCAAGACCUCAAAGCCUACACUAUCCACCCCCGCCACGACAGCGCCGUCAAAGAUCACGGCUUGCACAUAGUCGAAGACAUCAUGGCCUUCGAUUGGGUCGCCCCCGAUCUUCAUCUGGCGGUCACACCCAAACCCAAACCCGGGUCCGCAAUUCGAGUCAGCUUCUUCAAACUAAAGGAAGAAGAUGUAAAAAAAUCAGAGAUACUUGGGGUUUUAAAAGAAACGAAGGAUGGUUUGUUGUUGGGGCAGCAUAAACAAAUUAGUGAGUUGAGUUAUGGAGAGAACUUUUCUACAGAGAGAAGCAGAGGGUACUCGUUAGCUUAUCUGGCGGUUUUUCCUGGACACACAGAGUUGGAGGAUUCGAAUGAGGAAUUGGGGAAGUUGAAACACAAGUUUACGGAUUUUGUCGAGAGUGAGGUCGUCGUCGAUUUCCUCAUCCCCUCCUCCUCCUCUGUUUAAUUAUUUAAUGACUGGAUUUGGAAGGAUUCACUUUGUUUUGUCCUCACUCUGUGUCUGUGUGUGUGUGCAUCUAAGAAUAAGAGCAAGAUUUCACUGCAAACUUUGCUAUUUGUGUUUAAUUGAGUGCAACGACCGAGUGUAUUUUAACCUAAGAAUAAUGUGUAAACCAUGCAUAUUUAUUGGGAUGGAGGAUUUAACUUUCAAAUCCGUGUGCAAAAAAAUACCUCCUCCUUGUAAUUUUCAUUCAAUGUAAAAUAUUGCUAUUACUUUGAGAGAAAUUUUGGUUUCUUCAUCUAA